AUGUCGAUGAGGAAGUCUCCUGGCCUUCGGUUGCAGACAUCGAUCGUGCAAGAUAAUAUUCCAGUGGAAGUCGCCGCCGGUUUGUUCGUGGGUUCCAUUCACGCCGCCUUCAACGUCGAAGCUCUCAAGGCCAACAAGAUAUCGCACGUGCUCAAUCUCGCGGGCAGCUACGCGACGUUCCCCGAGGACUUCACGUACCUAAGUCUAAGUAUCCGUGACAAGGAAUACGCCAGUUUACUGAGCUGCCUCCCCAUUGCUGCGGUAUUUAUCGACGCUGGACUGAAGCAAGGCGGCGUGCUUGUGCAUUGCGCCGGCGGACGUUCAAGAUCCCCUGCAGUCGCGAUGGCGUUCCUGAUGAUGAAGCAGCAGAUGUUGUACUCCACUAUUUCAGCUCACGUGAAGGCACUGCGGCCGGUUGUGAGUCUAAACGUUGGCUUUGACGCUCAGCUCAAGUGCCUCGAGACCGCGAGUGGUGACGUUUUCAUCGCAAACCAGCAUCUUCUCAAGGCGCGCUUAGCACGGCUGGCCCAACAGCACCAAGACGGCGAGCUUAAUAGCGAGGUGGCCAGGAAGCGCCGCCAGUCGCAGCAAGCGUCGGAUCCACCCCCGCUCUUGAAAAAGCAGUCGUCAAUUGAGAUGUUAGCCUCUGGCUGUGACGAUCGAGGAAUGCUGGGCGAAAGAGUACCGAGCGGAUUCUGUCUUUCGCUUCCCCGGGGGUCAAGAUGUUCCAAAGCGACACCAGAGAAGCCUGCCGCGUCCUUUAUUCCAGCGUUGCGCUCCAUGGGGACCAUGUAUGGCUGUCAAUCGUGCGGAGAAAGCCUGUUCUGCGCGGGUGCCAUUGUUCAUCACCACGACCUGUCGAAACUCACGGGCAAAUCUUAUUCUGAUGGGGGUAGCACGUGCUUUUUGGGGGCUUUACGGGGACAGGUAGACGGCAAUGGCACGAGCGGUUCACCAACGAAUUCGUCGACUGGUGAAGAGCAAGUUGUCGUCACGACAAGAAACACCGUCACGAAGAAACCAUUGCUCGCCAAGCUGCGUCUAAGGCCUCACAGCCCCAGCGUAACUGUGGGAACUGGUUCACACACAGGACCCUCCGACGAUUGUAGCAAGAGAAAGAGUGCGUCACCAGUGCUCAGUAAACCGAGUCUCGAUCCUGAGGCAGAAGGGCAAUCGGGAACCUCCCCUCAGUCGCUGCAAAUUUUGCAACCUGCUCGACGCCCCGCCACGGAAGAAAACAAGCGAACGAGUUCGGCGACGUUUUCUCCGAACAAAGUGAACGGCGAGCCCAAAAAGAAGUCGGGAGCUGGUUUGUGGCGUUCUCUUACGUCUUUCAAAGCCCAAAAACGCACUGCGAAGGAUCCGAGCCAAACCCCCGCCCAUUUGAUAUUCCUGAAGCGCAACGCCGUCGACUGGCAUCGGAACAUCCAGCAACUUGUGGAGGUCAGUACCGUGUCUCAAGCUCAUAGCGGGUCUACAGAGGAACAAAUGACACGGUUAGUUGACGAAGACUCGACAGCGAUGGUGGCAUUGAACGACUGCAAGCAGUGGUUUGUGGAUCCUCAGCCCUGGACACUUGAUCAAGCGACCACACACACAGAGGGGGCAAUCCAUUGUCCAAGAGAAGAAUGCAAAGCUAUCGUUGGCGAGUGGCGGUGGGAAGGCUUAAGGUGCGAGAAAGUUGCUUGGUAUUUUGCUGCCGAAUGA
Messenger RNA from Phytophthora sojae, 1707 nucleotides. RefSeq lists its product as hypothetical. The transcript has 2 exons. Gene Ontology annotation, biological process: protein dephosphorylation. Bases 1 to 1707 code for a protein of 568 amino acids. Gene Ontology annotation, molecular function: protein tyrosine/serine/threonine phosphatase activity. The record is from RefSeq and is a predicted model, not a curated record. Lineage: Eukaryota; Oomycota; Peronosporomycetes; Peronosporales; Peronosporaceae.